Trypanosoma conorhini is the source of this 2625-nucleotide messenger RNA. RefSeq lists its product as uncharacterized. Lineage: Eukaryota; Euglenozoa; Kinetoplastea; Trypanosomatida; Trypanosomatidae. The coding region runs from base 1 to 2625 and encodes 874 amino acids. The transcript has a single exon. The record is from RefSeq and is a predicted model, not a curated record.
AUGACUGCUCUUCGAGGGUCGUGCGAGAGUUAUGUAUUUUAUUUGACGCUGCGGCAGAUAACUGUCCGCCAGCCGCAGUUGGCGCGCGACAACGCCGUGGAGAAGUACGAGCCGAGGGCGGAGCUUCUCGUGAGGUGGGCCGUUGGUUCGGCACAGACGGGGCGGGCGUUGUUCCCGGCAGACGUGACGGAGUCUCCUCUGGAGGGCGCGGGAGGGCAGGGGCGUGGCCGAACGCUCCUGACGCUGGGGCCGUCCCACGAAAUAGUUCUCCAGGAGAGGCUGCGCCGGAAGCCCGCUCGCGGGCGGGGGCGGGAGGAGGCGCGGUAUGAGGCGCGGCAGCUGCACAUGAAGCUGCGGUUGCUUCUCCGCAGGAGGCGGCAGCCUGGCGGGAAAGGCGCCGCGGCGUGUGCGUUGGAUGUGGGGAGCUGUACAGCAAGCCUGGCGGAGCUGCUCCCCGGCGGCGGCGUGCGGCGGCGCGUCCACCUGCCGCUGCGGCGUGCGGGGGAUUUCAUGGAGGUGGACUGCCUGGUGCAGCCGAAGGCCGCAGCAUCGCCGGCAGAGGCGUCCGUGCCGUCGGAGGCGACCACCGGCGCUGCCACGGCCUCCUCCUUUUCUUCCUCCGCUGCGUUCGCGGAACGCACCGUGGCGUGGGAAACUGAGAGGCCGGGGGGGAAAGAGGGGAGGGCGGGGACGGACCUCACUAUGGCCGCCGUGCCAGCCGCGGAGCUGACAGCCCUUUAUGAAUUUUGUGAGACCACUGCGGAAGCCGUGGCGGCGUUCCACAAUCAUGGCGGUGGGGCGGCAACGAAGCCGCGUUUUUCGCCACUGCGGCAGGUGAUGGACGGCGGUGUCUCCUGCGAGCAGCAGUUUGCGGAGGGCGACCCGUUGAGACUGUUCGUCCUGCUCUUUCCCACGCACCCCGGUGCGACCGCCCUCAUGCCUGCCCUGCACCGCAACCGCGGCGAUGCGGACUACCCGGCGGUGCCGACGUGGGCGGAGGUUCCUGCGACGCACCCGCAUGCCGCCUACUACGCCGCUGACUACAGCCUGCGGUUUCAAAAGAGCCGCUUUACGCCCGCGCAGGAGUACGGCGUCGUCGUGGGUGCGGGGGGGCGGGUUGUGGUGCGCAUUAUGUCUGUGGCGGCAGCGGCGCCGCUUGUGGGGAAAAAUGCUCGCUUAGAGACUCUACUGGAGAUCCGGGGCGGUGGCGGCGUGCGUGUGUGGAUUUAUCCGUGCGUGCCGGAGAAGCUGCGGUUCCUGCUGCGGUCGCAGAUCGCCGCAAGAGUGGAGAAGCUCAGAGGAACUGUGCAGAGGACUUUGCGUGCGUUGGUUGAGGCCGGCAGUCCGCCUGCCGCCUGCCGCCGAACAUCAUCGUCGUUGGCGUUAGUGCCAGCUUCCUCGCCGUCGUUGGCCGCGGACGCCGCCGCCUCACUGUCGUUCUUCUCCUCCUCACUGGACCCAACUCUCUGGCGCAGGCUUGGCGCGGCGGAUUUCGUCGCCAGCAGCGCGCGAGUGGAGGCGCUUCUGCUGCGCCUCCAGCACGUUGUCCUCCCGCCACCGCGUGGGUGCAGGUCGGCGGUGCAGGUGCUGGAGGAGGUGGUGUGCCUGCACCGACGCAGCCCCCCGGUGGUGCGACUCGUGCUUGCGACGCUGCUUCGCAUUGCGCCGCAGGAGGUGGGUUUCGCGGCUCUGGUGAAUGCCUCCUCCACGCUCGCCGCCACGCUUCAGCGCGUCUUGGCGCUCCACACCGCGGACCUUUUCCAGGCUGCUUCGGCGACCCCGCUCCCAGGCGACGGCGAUGCGCCCUCCGCGGCACGAGUGAAGGCGUUCCUGCAGGCCCUUGAGGCGGCGACGACCGCCUGGCAGGAGCAGCGACGACGGGAGAGGGCCGCGGUGAGGGACGUCUGGCACCUCCUUGGCGUGGGCCUUCACGACCGCCAGGCCACGGUGGAGGCGGUGCAGCGGCUGCAGCCCGUACACCGGUCCUUUUCGGAGCAGCAAUGCCACCUGCUGCACGCGGCGUUGGUGCUGCACAUGGAUUCCGCCCCCAUCGCGUGUGGACUGCUGCGCUUGUUGGCGCACAACUACCGCCAGAACGCCUCUUUCCCCGACGAUGUGCGCCGCUUUGACGCGAGCUUCUUGGAGGCCGUAUGCCGCGCCUUGGCGUUUCAUCGUGCGGCGCUGCUGACUGACGCCGGUGACCGCUUCGCCACUCUCUGCGACGGCCUCACGGAGACGCUGCGGGAGCGCCUGGGAGCGAUGUCGUUCUUUGCGCGGCACUUUGAGCCGCUGCUGGGGGAGGGGCCGCUUUUCACCUGCACGGUCCGCCUGCUGCGGACAACGGUGUUUGCCACGGACGCGGCGGCGGUGACGCUCGUCGUCACCGCCUCGUUCCUGUGCCUUGGCAGCAACGCCAUCCCUCUCGCGGCGGUGUGUGGGCUGCGCCUGUACCGCCGCUGGUGGUGCGUGCCGUCGCUUUCUCUCUACGUGCGAGAGCCAACCCCGCCUGCGCGACAUUCCCGGGACGACAGCUGCCCCCGAGAAAUUGCGCUGUGCGCGUGGCGGCGAAGGGAGCUGGUGGCAGCGUUGCUGCAGGCGAACAGCACUAUAACGGUGACCAAGUGA